Messenger RNA from Colletotrichum godetiae, 1893 nucleotides. RefSeq names its product Haloacid dehalogenase-like hydrolase-domain-containing protein. Bases 73 to 1578 code for a protein of 501 amino acids. The record is from RefSeq and is a predicted model, not a curated record. The transcript is spliced from 4 exons. NCBI's taxonomy places the organism in Eukaryota, Fungi, Ascomycota, Sordariomycetes, Glomerellales, Glomerellaceae.
CGUCUUCCUUCAUUAAUAAAGUCAGUCUCUCAAUAGUUCCUCAAUUUCUCUAGACGCUUCUACUCUCUGCAUAUGAGUUUUGAUACUAUGACCAAAUUACAGCACUCAUCGCCCAGCGAAGUUCCAAAAAGCAGACCCAAGAAGGGUGGCGUGGAUGGAAGGCCCAGUGCCUUGAUGCUAGACAUCGGCGGUGUUUUCUGCAACUUCUCUGCUGUCCCAGACGCUCCGAUUCCACCAAAGAUAUUCAAACGCAUUCUUGAAUCAUCCGAAUGGCAUAGCUUGGAGUCAGGUAAGGCGAAAGUAUCAGAUGUAUAUCAUGCCUUAACGAAGAGGUUCACACUUGAGGAGGGUGCCCUACAUGAAACCAUCCAGCUGGCAUCGUCGACCUUGACCCUCAACGAAGGCCUCGUUGUAGCUGUCAGAAAUCUCAAAAAGAAGUCGGGCAGCCAACUACGCGUGAUUGCUGCAACCAACAUGUCUAGCGAAAGCUAUGACAUGGUUCGCUCCAAGAUUGGAGGCUGGGACAUCUUCGAUAAUGUUUACACGUCAGCUAGCCUGGGUGUACGAAAGCCGGAGCAAGCAUUCUUCGAUCGAGUUCUCAAAGCUGCGGGGCUAGAUGCACACUCGACUGUGUUUGUUGACGAUCGCCCGGAGAACGUCAUCUGUGCCCAGUGUCGCGGGAUGCGAGGAGUACUGUUUGACAACGCGGAUGUGGUGAUCCAACAGCUGAACAAUCUCUUUGGUGACCCCGUCGAGCGUGGAAUUUCAUGGCUCCGAGCUCACGCAAAGAACAUGUGGUGUAUGUCCAACACUGGCAUCGAGAUUAGGGAGCAAUUCCAACAGCUUCUUCUGCUGCAUUGGACGAACGACUGGGGACUUGUCGAUAUCGCCCAGCUGAACCCCCCUUCCGGUCACUGGAAUGUCUUUUCUUACGGGCCUCCAGUGCUGACAACGGAAGUCUACCCCGAGGACCUCGAUACUACCUCUAUGGCCCUUCUCACCCUUGAUAUUGAUUUCGAUGUCAAACAGAAAACUAUGGAUGAUAUCCUCAAGUAUCUGAGUCCAGAUGGAUUAGCAUAUUGUUACUUCGACCCAGGUAGACCGCGGCUCGACCCUUUCAUCUCAGCCAAUGUGCUCCGGGUUUUCUACGCCAGCGGAAGAGGUCAUCAACUCCAGCCCGCUCUCAACUUCAUGGAAGAUAUGCUGCGCACAAGCGCAUUUGAGCAUGGAACUCGCUACUACCACUUGCCGGACUUCCUACUGUACUACCUCAGUGAACUGUGCUCCAGAAACAUUGAUGCCAAAGAACUUGACAGCUUGCGCGGUCUACUCUGUCGGCGUCUGAACGAGCGCAUGGGCUCUACAAACGAUGCAUCAAGUGUUGGCCUCCGUCUGCUAGCUUCAAACAACAUGCGCCUGGCCAACGGUUCGGAUAGAAGGCUCUUACUGGAUUUACAGCGGAGUGAUGGCAGCUGGAUGGGAUACUUGUACCGCUAUGGGUCCUCUGGGAUCCUCAUUGGAAGCGAAGGGGCUAUUACUGCUUUGGCAGUGAAAGCCUUGCAGGGCGCCUAUCAUUGAAGCUAUGCUGUGAUGAAAGAGGGCAUAAAUCAGGGCGAAAACAUCCUGGCAGCAUACACCUACUUUACAACUCAAAAUGAGAUGUGACUUUCCACAUUUCCAUUGAAUAAAUGCUAGCGUGCCUAUCUACGCCUAACCACGGGCGACUUCGGUACUGGAAAGGGCGGUAUACGGUACGACUAAUCUGUGUCUUCUCUGAGUCUCAGGACCAGAGAUAGAAAAGCUCUGAGUACUUCAGUGGUCUCAAACGAAAGAUCAACGCAUAAAUAUGUUACAAUCGUCGUGUAAUGGGAAAAAUACGCUUGCUAACAAGCU